Molecule: messenger RNA, 1827 nt
Organism: Aspergillus affinis
Lineage: Eukaryota; Fungi; Ascomycota; Eurotiomycetes; Eurotiales; Aspergillaceae
Product: fungal specific transcription factor domain-containing protein
Exons: 4
Coding region: 1-1827 (608 amino acids)
Source: RefSeq, a predicted model, not a curated record
AUGGGCUUUAAUUGUACAUUUCUCCAGCCGCAGAAGAAACGCGGUCCAACCGGGCACCGUGUCUCGCAAAUCAGACAGCAGCAAACUCAUAACAAUUCUCGAGGUCCCUCAGAGGCUCCGAUCUCCAAACAGGAAUAUUUUCAGUGUCAUGUCCCGACUUCCUCGGUGGCACCCGACCGGCCCGUGGCGAUGUCGGGGACAUCUUGGGCGCCUCAUGGCGAGGUCACAAUUCCUAUGGAUGGGGCAGAUGGUCUAGCACUAUACGGUCAAUCAUCCACUGUGGUAGGUGCUUGGGGCAAUGAGCCCGCGCCUAUGGAUUCUCACGCCAAUAGCGCAGUGGGUUGGAAUGACCGUCAGGACGUCGAGUACUGGCUUCCGGACCGUCUCGGCUCUCAAGUCCUAGUCUUUGAAUUCCUCGGCAGUAAAAUAUAUCUCAAACCAUCACUUCCAUCCAUUAUUCAGCCAGUCCCAGAAGUCUCGGCUAUGAACAUGUCUCCGCAGGAACAGCAGAGAAUGGCAUUCUCCCCGGCUGUGGGGUCAUCAAUUCAGCACGACAGCCAAGAAGCGGAUGAUUUUUGGCCUUCUUCUAUCAAUGAAUCUAACAUGAUACUCUGGAUCUAUGUAUACUUUGAUCUAUUACACCCGACUCUUCCAAUUUUGAGUCGUUCCCCCAUCUUCACCCGCAUGACGUCCCAAGAGCAUCGCAAAAACCCUCAAUUUGGAGCAAUUCUGCUCUCAUUAUGUGCAUUUUCUCUCAUACUGCCGAUCGAGAUCAACGAACGCGCAACAACUUCUUCGCGCGCCACUCAAGCACGCUCUAUGAUGCACGAGGCCACCAAAAUGCGAAGUUGCUCCGACUUCGGCGAGAACCCUACCAUUGAGGCUGUUCUGACCAGCCUUUUUCUUUUCGGUUGUCUUUCUGGUAGCAACCAACACAAUGUUGCAUGGUUAGAUCUCGCCUUCACACUGGGACUCAAUGAUCCUGAAACUUAUCGCGAUUCAUCUGGAGAUGAGAAGAGUCAAAGUCUGCGGACAUAUCUUGUUCUAUCAAUCACAGAAAGGGCAUACGCUCUCCGGCGACUUCAUCCAGUAACAUUCUCAGUGAAACCAGGAUUCAACAUGCGCUUCGUACACGACUUUCUUCACAAUGCAACUCACAGCCUAGUUUCUGGUAUCAUUGUUCACAACGAGAAGGAUGCGGAGGGAAUCAUGGGCUUGACUCGACUGAUGGAGUUGUUCGAUGUCAUCGACGAAGAUAUCAUUCAUUGCUGGAAUCAAAGAUGCGAUAUCAGCAAGGGCUUUUGUGGAAGAUUCACCGAAGCCAAAGCACUGUCGAUGUAUGACAGCCUGGAAAGGAUCAGCCAAGCUGAGAGAUUCAAGGGAUAUGACUGGUUUGAGAAAGCCAAAGGAGACCGAGGCGAUAGCAAUGCUCUUCUAGCCAUGGGGCUGCGUGAGACACAAGCGGCAGACGUAUUCAUCACUCAGCAAUGGAUCCAGAACCGUGUUUGGCUUCUUUGCUUAAAUCAUGGCUUCUUGCGGUCACAUUCCGAGCGACCUGAUCUGACAUUCGGUUACCCUGUAUCCAUCGCCAAGUCAGCACUUCAACUUUGUCGAUCAUUGAAACUAAGCUCAAUGGAAGCCCACGGAAUUGGAUAUAAACUAUAUGAUAUUGCCGUCAGUGCAACCGAUAUCCUCUGUAAUAUCAACCCACCCUAUGGGACCGGAAUGGCACCGCUGGGCAAUUUUACCGACUCGAUACCCACAACUUCAUCCUCAGAACUUGGCCGAGGAUUUCUUGCUAUUGUUGAACGGCUUCCGUGGUGGUAA